AAAAUUCUUAAAAAAUUCCCAAUGUUAAAAUUUUUGAUUACGAAAUUAACUCGGUUUUGUUUCUCCCUUUUUCUGUUCAUUUUCUGGAGUCUUUUUAAAUUAGCAAUAUAUCUAUUUUUGGCAAGUGAACUUUUUGCGGCUCUUUAUUAUUUGAGUAAUUCUUUGUCUAAUCAAUUUUUUGAACGUUUAAAAGAACAUAUGCAAAAAAUGCAAUCAAAUCAAAUUCAAGCAUCUCGUGUAUCUGUGAAUGAAUUGGAUUAAAAGUAUUAAUCCUGAAACAUAGGUACAAAGCCGCAGCCUCAAGUUGAUGUUUUAAUGGACCAUUUUUGGAAAACCUUGAAAAAAUGGUUAUGGAAAAUCGCACAAGCAGAUGGCUGAAGAUGCCCUAGGAUAUGUUUUAGAAAAAUAAAUACAUUACAAACUACAAUUUAACAAUUCGUUAUAAAAUUUCUCAACUUUUCUGGCAGUUCCCAGUUUUCAUUUCCAAAAAUGUAAAGCCUACUUAAAAAAAAAGCAAAUAUCCAAAAGUACAUAAAACUAAAUGGUUUCUAUACACUUGCCUCAGUUGAUUGCAAUGAAAGGUCUUUGCAUCGUGUUGACUACCUUAUUGCUGCCCCUAGUCAAGGCCGGUUUGUUCACUUCUCAGACUAACGAUUCCGUGACAACGGAACUCCUAGUAAAAGAACAUGGAUACCCUUUUGAGAAGCACACAGUUGUUACAGAGGAUGACUACAUCUUGGAGUUACAUCGAAUUCCCUACUCUGCUCGAGCGAAUUCAUCAUCAUCUUCCGGACCUCGUCAAGUUGCCUUCAUGAUGCACGGCCUUGGGGUUUCCUCAAGUGAUUGGAUUAUCCUGGGACCAAAUUAUUCCCUAGCUUACGCUCUCUCCGAUGCUGGUUUUGACAUCUGGAUGGGCAAUGCUCGUGGAAACACCUAUUCCAUGAAAAAUACAAAACUCAGCUCUAAAUCGUCUGAGUUCUGGAAUUUUUCAUGGCAUGAAAUUUCUGUAAUUGAUUUGCCAGCCAUGAUCAAUUACGUAUUAGAAUUCACAGGAGAAAAGCAAGUUCGGUAUUUCGCACAUUCGGAAGGAACCACGAAUUAUUUGGUUCUGAAUUCAAUGAAGCCUGAGUGGAAUGAUCGUUUCAAAUCAGCGCACUUGAUGGCUCCAGUGGGUUUUAUAAGUCAUUCGACUAAUAUUUUUCUCGCUAUUGGAAGUCCAAUAGCGGGCCAACCUAAUCCCAUAAGAGAGAUAUUGGGGAGUUUUAAGUUUAAACCUAGCAAGGAGAUAGCACUGGUAUUGAAGGAGUUAACGUGCAAUUUUUCAUUACCCGAACAGUUUCAGGUGCUAUGUGGAAAUACACUCUUCAGCCUUACCGAAUUUAAUGAAGACAGCGCCAAUGAAGAAUAUAUUUCUGAUAUUAUGGCCACAACACCAUCAUCAUUAUCAAUCAAUCAAUACCUUCACUAUAUCCAAGAGUAUAGAUCUGGUUACUUUCGACAAUUCGAUUAUGGUUCGAUACGAAAUUUGGUCGAAUAUGGUGCAGCAGAUCCCCCGGAAUAUAAUUUGACAAAUGUCAAGGGACCAGUUUUUAUAUAUUUUGGGGAAGCUGAUAAGUAUGUCACAAGACCUGAUUUAGAUAGAUUAAUUGAAAAUCUUCCUAAUUCGACGUUGGCUGGAUUAUAUGCUGUUCCAAGGGGAAAUUUUGAUCAUUUAGCUUUUCUUUAUGCAAAAGAUGUUAAAAAAGUCAAUGACAAAGUACUAGAAGAUGCAAAAUCAAUUAAAUAAAUAUUUACUUUCAUUACUAUGUGGAAAAUAGU
Molecule: messenger RNA, 1818 nt
Organism: Eupeodes corollae
Lineage: Eukaryota; Metazoa; Arthropoda; Insecta; Diptera; Syrphidae
Product: lipase 3-like
Exons: 6
Coding region: 542-1786 (414 amino acids)
Biological process (GO): lipid metabolic process
Molecular function (GO): hydrolase activity, acting on ester bonds
Source: RefSeq, a predicted model, not a curated record